Uloborus diversus is the source of this 1143-nucleotide messenger RNA. RefSeq names its product cobalamin trafficking protein CblD-like. Bases 194 to 1078 code for a protein of 294 amino acids. Gene Ontology annotation, cellular component: mitochondrion. The record is from RefSeq and is a predicted model, not a curated record. Gene Ontology annotation, biological process: cobalamin metabolic process. The transcript is spliced from 8 exons. NCBI's taxonomy places the organism in Eukaryota, Metazoa, Arthropoda, Arachnida, Araneae, Uloboridae.
AAUUUGUUUUUGUAGUAGUUCUUGCAUGACGUAAACUUUAAAGCACCAUGUUCGUGUUAUAUUUAUCAUCUUCCGUGUGAAAUGUUGUUGUAAUUUAUCACAUAUUAAAAUUAUUAUUACAAAUUCCUGUGAUCCAAUGACGUAAUACAAUAUUUCCAACUAUUAUUAAAAACUUGGCUUUUAUCACUGAAAGAUGAUUUCCAUUUGCAGAAAAAUAGCAUAUUACCACAGCAUAAAGUACUUAUCUAAUAUACAUAGGUCAAUUUAUUCUGGAAAAGUUCCUCAGUUUUUAUCGAACACAAACUUAAGGAACAUUAAUGAUGGUGGUAACAAAGGUGGUUAUGGAGAACGAGAAAUUUGUUUAUUUGGUCCAGUUGAUUCCCGUGCACCUUUACCGGGGAAUAUGGGAAUUCCUCCUUUUUCUUUACUUUACACUGAUAAAAUUUGUCAACUACCGAAGCCAGCUGGCGAUAAAUGUGAAGUAACCUCUAGUCAGCUACCGGAAGAAAGAUAUCAGACAUUACUAACCCAGGCUGCUUGUGUAGCAGCAGAGAAAGUAUUUUUGUCUUCUCCUGAAGUGGAGUGUGUUGGUUUUGAAUGUCCCCAACUUCUUAAAAAAGAUUUCCUAGAUUUAUUUCCACAUAGAAAUUUAGCUUCUGAUAAUUUAACUGUUAUUACUCUUUGCCAAAAAACAAAGAAUGAUAUGAGUGCAUGGAGUGAAGGUGCUGAACUUGAAAGAGAAAAAUUAGGAAAUAAUUUUCAAAUUCUUGCAAAUGCAAUCUGUGCAUUGUUAAAAUCUUAUGAAUACUGGGCAGAUUUCAUUCACCCAGAAUCAGGAAAGCCGCAUUUGAACUCUUUAACCAAUGCCACCUUGUUUGAAACUGAUUUGAGAUACCGCCAUUUUGGUUUUACAAUUGAAGAUUUAGGUUGUUGUCGCAUCAUUUCUCACGUGAUGUGGGGAACUCAUAUGUAUGUUGGAGCAAUUUUUACAAAUGCUCCUUUAGAUACUCCAGAAGUACAGUCAAUUUUGGACAGGCAAAAAGCUAAUUUAUUAUCUUUUAAUUCUUUAGAUCUGUAAGAAAAGGACAAUUUUAUGAAAUAUAUAUUUUUUUUUAAAUAAAUAUUUCCUGAAUUUUUUGUAAA